This is a messenger RNA of Gryllus bimaculatus (two-spotted cricket), 7157 nucleotides long. The record is from the annotation of a GenBank genome assembly. NCBI's taxonomy places the organism in Eukaryota, Metazoa, Arthropoda, Insecta, Orthoptera, Gryllidae.
GUUCCAAUCUGACUGUCUCACGAAGGGAUCUGUUUGAAAUGAUCCACAACAAAGCUGCAACGCGCGAGAUGCUUACCGACCACGUUCUGACUACUCUGAAGCUCGAUACAGCCCCGCAGCACGUACAGAACCAUGUGCGCCAGGAGGUGUCGCGGUUCUUCUCACGGUGCAUGACCCGUUGGAAGCAGUGCAAGCGGAUGAAAGACCGUUUCUUGCGUGGCAACGCUGUUUGGCUUAACAUUGAAAUGAAAGCCGCUGAGUUGGUUGCGAGUGCUGACCGUCACCUUGCUAGCCGGCUGCAGGGCAACACAAUGCCCGGACCAAAGGUAGAAUCUCCCCCGCCUAAGCCAGUUGAAGCGGAGCCAUUCCCCAGGAGGGAAAGGAAUGACGCUGGUGGCCGAACCCUGCGAUCUCUUCCGGACAUCCCACCUGAAGAGGAGAAGCCCAAGAACCGGCCCAAGAUGUCCAAACGCAAUGCACCGGUGUCGUACACGCCGGAGGAAGUUUUGGACAACCUGAUUGUCAAAGCAAAGCUGACAAAGAAGCAGUAUGAUAUCUUGCGGGAUUAUGCAUUGGGCAUCAACUGUUACAUCUAUCCGUCCUUUGCUGCCAUUCAAAAGGUUAUGAAGGACCGCGCCGCUAGGGGACUCCCGCUACCACAGGUCGAGACCGACGCAGACAGUGACGGAGAUGUUGAAGACAGUUCUGACUGACUAUAUGGAGUUAUGACAUUUGUGUGUGCAAUCGUUCAUUGUCAGCAGCCUUGUCUAAUUAGAAAAUACAGUAAAAUUUGGUUUUAACGCUUUUGGAAAAUCUGGGACUGGAUAAAUAAAUCCGGGUAGAUACUAAAAGAAGUUAAAAUUUUUUGAAUCUUUUUAAAACAGGAACCUGGGCAUUAUUACCGGGCUAGUGCUACACGGUGUGCACAGUUGGCAAACAGUUGCGGGGUUUCGCAGACCCUUGUUUGAGGGAUUGUUUCUCGACAGAUUUUUAAACAUUAGAAGAGUAUGACGAUACACUUAAAUAGAAUUUUUGUACUCAUUUUGAUAUAUAGUCCGUGAUUCCUAUUGUAAAACAAAGCAGAAAGAAUGAGUUUUUAACUGCCUUGUGUAUCACAUGACGUGACUAGUUUUUUCUAAUUUUUCAUGUUUAAUCAUUUGUCAUAGAAUUAGCUAAUUGAUGGAAUUCUUCCUAAGUAAGGGAAAUGAGGGAUUGUUGUUACAAGUAUGAUUUUUUUCUCAAAACUUUCGAUGCUGCCUCAAUAGCUCCGUUGCACAACAUUCCAAAUGUUCUGGAACACUCCCGCGCUCUGCUAACUGUUCUGACGACUUAUAUGCCAAUAAGUGACUAGAACUCUGUCAGCAAAUCAUUACUUUUGCUGCACAGAGCAGUACAAAGAGUCCAAAAGACCUUCAUGUAACCUGUUGCACCUGCCUUUGACAACGUCCUACUUGUUGCUCUCCAGGUGCUACAUGGGGUUUCUGAGGACUUGCUUCAUGGGGAUGUGUUAGUCUUUCAGAGAACAUACCUCAUUGAGAAAGCAUUGUUCUGAGAAUGCUACCUUUUCUCAGCUGACAACAAAUGGUCUGUUAAUGACUUCUUCCACCUCAUAAAACAAUAUCCCGUUGUGGUUACGUUCAGACUGUUUGUGGUUGGCUUUGUUGUUAUUGGCAUCACAAGGCCUCAUAGCAAAAGGAAUUUACGUGGAUUCUGCAGAUGUGCAGUGAACAAUCACUGCAGCCAUUGGAGAUAUUGCCUGCUAAGAACUUAGUGAGCUUUUCUGGCACUAACGUUCUCACCUUCAUUUGAAUCAUCCUAUUAAGUAUUUUCGUGAAAUGCCUUUGUUAUACAGAACAUAGAAACAAGAAAGACCUUUUUCACUGUGUAUGAUUUUUUAGGUUGCAGUUGUUGAAACAAUUGCAGUGUAAGUUAUUGUAAAAUCUGUUUAUGAAAAUUGUGCAAACUUGUACUGUACAAGUAACAAGUUUUCAUUACCAAAUCAGUAUACUUUUUUCUAGAUGGGUUUUACUAACCUAUCCAGAUGCUUACUGCUCAACGAUGUUCUCUUUUCAAAAUAAUAAAUUGUGAAGUGUAAUAAAGUUUUUAAUCACCUACAAUUAACAUUUGUGCAGUUUUGCAUCAGCUUCUGUUCAUGUGUUUCACUCCUUCAUGUGCAGUGAUAUCACCUCUGAAUCUCCAUCAGCUCACAAGUUUUAGCUACUAUUGAAUGGCAUAGGUUUCAGAUUGCUAGAAGAAAAAUGCUUUUACCUUUUUAAUUGAUCUCAUGAAUGAUCAUCUAGGUAAAAGAAGUAAGGAAACAAAACUUGUUCCCUCACAAUUAUCUUCCCACUAACUCUCAAACAAGAACAUCAUCUCUGCCCACAGUGCAUUUAUAUGUCAGUGCUUCUGUGAUAAUGACAGGCCAGACGUUUUGACAGUUGCCAUAUUUUAACAGAAUAUGAUUUCAGUUAGUUGAGGCACGUUUCUCAGGAAGAAAAACAAUAAUCCGAAUUAUGCUCGAAAGAAAGGAGAAAAAGCAAAGACAUGUCAGCACAAUCUGAAGUAGUAGUGCCCAGUGACACUUGCUGAUAGAUUGUGAGUAGCCAAUGGAAAAAAGUUUUAUUCUCUUCUCCUUUUUUUUUUCUUCUAAGAGAAGUUUUAUCUUGUAGUUGCUCAAUGCAUGUUGUGUGUUUAUCUGGUAUGUCAGCAGGCAUUGUGGGGGGAAAAAGGAGAAGCAAGACAGAGAAAAUGUUUUGCACAGAUUGCAAACUGUGAUUUUGUAAAAGCAAUUAUGGAAGCGUAAUAUCUGCAUGUUUUCAGGAGCGUUACAACAAAAUUUCACUGUAGAAUCGUAUUUAGAAAUCUCUGCUUGUCCUUGUGCAUUAGGUGUUAGAAAACAAUGGUUUCUCUAAUGCCUUGCUUACUUGCUUGACUUAGUAGAUGGGUUUGAUCAGGGAAGAAACAGUUUUUGAUGUAGAUUCUCGCUUCUGUAGACUUUCCUUGGCUCUAAGGAAGCAUUCAUAUCACAAAAGGGCUUUUAUUUAGUGGUAAUUUACCAAUUGUAAACGGUUUGUAUGUUCUUUGUGUCUUACACGAAAAAGAAAAAGGCUUUCAAGUAACAUUGUUGCUGUCAUUUUAGUUCAAGGAUAUACCCAGAUGAGAAUAGUUGGAGUUCUUUCUUGAAAUGAAAUGUCAUAAGUGAUAUAAAGUUGUACUGAUAUUUGAAAAGAAAUAUAAUUAAAAAAUCAUUAGGUUUUUAGGAUUUUAAUUUUUUAAAACGAAUUGUCAUAAUAUUAUGUGGUUAUAUUAUUGUAAUAGAAAUGACUUCAGAUAGACCUUCCUCUUAAGACAUUUCUGGGUACUAGCCUUUGUCUGAUAUGUAUUCAAGAGCGAUUUAAAAAAUUAUUAAACAAAUGUUGACAAAAUGCUUUCUAAAUUUAUUUAAAUGUUGAUUAUUUUAAUAUUAUGAAAGUUAAUAAAUUGGCUUGAUUUGUUUGAAUGAGACAAGUUAAUUCAUAGAAUUUGUAAAGAGUUAACAAUAAGUUACCUACUCAAUUUAACUGUACCAUGAAAUCACCCUUUCCUUUUCAUGAGUGAACAAAUAGCAUUUUUGUAAUAAGUUCUAUGAAAUCAAGAGUUCAUAAAAAUACAGUUACUGUAAGUGUACUAAAAUGUAUUAAACAAUCUUUUCCAAAUUAUUUUAUAAUCAAAGUGAAAAUGUUGUAUGAAAAUGCUGCAAGUCAUUCCUUAAAACUCAUUCUGAUGAAUAUCUCAACUUUUGUUGUUAUAUAAAAAACUGCGUAGGUAACUUGCUGGUUGAAAAUAUUGCAUUGAACCAUAUGAAUUCAUUACAUGUAAAUAAAUUAAAUAAUAAGUAUGGUGUACAUUUUUCAGAUUUUACAAAAUGUCAAUAUAUUUAUAUAGUAAAACAUCAAGAAGUAACGAGUUUGUAUUAGAGUGGUUUUGAGUUGUGAAUGAUUGAGUUUUAUAACAUACAAACCACUGCAAUGAUUUGUUUAUUGGCAGCAGUUACUUUUUAUCUCCAUCAAGUAUGCAUAAUAUUCAAUAUCUAUUGAGGUUAAAAAAGGUAAAAUCAACUCUUUGAAAUUCACUGUAGAACUCAUUGUAGAAUGUAAGGUAACAGGAGACAGCAAUGAAAAAUAUUCCAAGACUGUGCUGUUACAAAGAAUUGAGUGGAACGUAAAUUUAUUAUUGAUGAUAGUAUGAAGUUUGACAGCUCAGUUGGAAUAUUAAAGAUGUUCACAACAUAACUAAAAGGCAACUUCAAUUAUUCUGUAACUAGGAGAUUUUAAUUAGUUUUUUUUUUUCCUGCUCUUUUAAUAUUGGUAUAUUAUUAGCUUCAGUAAAAGAUGAAAAAAGAUCAGCAAGAGAUUACUUGAGCUACAUUAUUAAUCAUUACAAUAAUUGCAACAUUAUAUCAUUACAAUAAUGAAUAAGCAUUUUAAACAAAUUGAGUAUGUGUAUAAUUAUUUAAUUGGAGUAAACAUGAUAUCAUUAUGUUCUUCUAAGUUAAUUGUAAGUGACAUCAUCAAGUAUAUUUUGGUGAUGUUGCAUUCAUUUUAGUUUAUAGGUUAUAUUUAAAGUGUAAAAUUAACCCUGAACUUGGCAAGCAAAUAUCUACAGGAAGGAAAAAUUAUUUUCUGUUGUUGGGAACACAAAAAGAAAAUAAUGUUAUUCUUGUCUAUUCUCAAGAAUUUUUAUAUAUCUCACAAGAUACAUUGCCAAGUUCCCCUAGGAAUAACUAUGUAUCUAGAGAGGUGCAUUAUCAAUAAUGGCAUAUUUUGUGGGAAUGUAAUGGUUUACUAUCAAUCAAACAUACUAUGAGCAAAAGUUCUUUAAUAUUUUAAAUUCUUUUGUUUUCUUUAAUCAAAAAUUUCUUACAUUGCACAUCACAUGUUUAUUAUAUUGGGUAUUAUUUUUAUUAUGUAUCGUAUACAUAUAACUAUUAUAAAUUAUCAGUUAUAUUAAAGUUGUCUUAUAUAUUACAAAUAUCUGUAUGCACAGUUAAUGAGCAGUGAAGUCAAGUUUCCCUUCUUUUGAAGACAUGUCGUGUAACUCAUCUCAUUACUGAUUAGAGCCUGUAAGUCCAGGCAUUGAUUUUUACCUAAACUAGGCAGCAAAAAGGCAUUAAUAUUUAUUGAAAUAGGUGUGCAAAAAGGCAUUUAAUCUGGCUAAAAUAGAGAUGACAAAGGCAUGUAAACAAUAAAAAAUCAUCAUUUAAAAGGAAUUAAGUUUAAAAAAGUUAUAAUUAAAGUUAUUCAAAUUUUUAUUCAAACUCUAAAAUUUACUUCAGUAUUCACACGGAAAGAAACUAUCUUUUCCAUUAUUUUGAUUAUACAUGACCACCAGAUGGCUAUCAGGAAGAUUAUUUUACAGGUAAAUUUCUGAAAAUUAUUCUUAGUGUGAUAAAUUUGAGUAUGAUGGAUGCAUAUUUGUUUCAUUUGUAAUACUGUCUCUAAGAAAUGCUCUUGUGGCUUUAAUUCCUGGAAAGGCAUCAGUGAAAACAUUUUCCCCCCCUUCUUUACACUUGUGUAAUACCAGCGCUGAGAAGGGCAGCAUUGUGUAGCUUGGGCAGAGAGAUCUAUCACUGAAAGGGAUCAGAGACAUAUUUGAAGGUAGGGAAGGAUUCCUUGUAAGUGAACAAAGUCCAUCAGCAACAAUUAAAGAAAUACAAAAAUCUAGACUUUAUCGCCUUCCUUUUUCAUUUAGCUUUUUAACUUUUUCUUGUUGUAGAGCCUCCAAAGACAAAACACAACAAUGCUUUUGUUUUCCAGGGUUACAGGUAUGUUUCUGGCUUAUUGAGAUUGGUGCUAGGGAAAAAGGGAAAUUAAUGACAUAAAAGGAAAUACACUACCAAAAUUAGGCAAAAUACUAGAAAUGGAUAUCAGAAGCUAAUAUAGGCAAAACAAAAAAUGUCUAAAACAACUCCAGGAGUACAGUUAAGUAAUUCCUAUUGUUAAAAAUCUUAACUUUUAACAUAAAUAAUAAUACAUUUGAAGGUAUUUUGCCAAACCUUCAGAAUCUACUGUUUGCAAUUAAUUCAACUUGUAGUAAUAAGUUUCUAACUCGUAUAUUUUUUCACCAAUUCAUUUCAAAAUCCCUAUUUUACAUGACUAUCAAACUUAAAAAGUCAUGCUCUGAAAAACAACAGUAUUUUAUUUAUCCACUGUACACACAGAUUUUGUUCUUAAAUUUAUGUUGUCAUAUUGAACUCAAAAUUGUGCAUCUCUAUUUUGUUACAUAUCUGGCGUGAUAUGUACAGAAAUUUUAUGUUCUCUUCCAUUAAAAAAUUAAUCUGAUUGUGUUUCUCAAGUUCUAAGGGCCCAAUAUCUGAGUAACGUAUGACCAAAUUACUUUUUAACAAAUGAACAAAAACAAAACGUUAACUAUCAAGCAGAUUUUAAUUAUAUAUGUAGUGCUUGAAAUGGUGGAGAAUUUCUUCAUUCACAGUCCAUUUCAUACUACCAUGCCAUUAACCACAGCAGUCAGUAGAGUGCACCACUGCAUUAUAUAUGACAGAGGCUGUAAGAUUCUGUAAGAAAUGAAUUGACAAAAACAACAACAAAAAUUAUUGUCAUGGAAGAUACUAUAUCCGUAAAACUAUGUAACAUACAAAAUACUUUGACAAUUUAAGGGUUAAAUCUGUUGAGAUUAACUAAAGACACCAAUUAGAUUUAAGUGGUUUAGGCUAUAUCCAUGCCCUUCCUGAUUAUUAUUUUAAUUAUUAUUAUACAUCCAUAAAAAGUUUUAUAAGUAAAGAGAAAUUAACUCAAAACUUUUUAUGUUUGGUCUAAAACACAGGAGAGAGAAAGCAAGUGACCUUCAAUGCAGCUACAGUUAUUGGUUGAAAUGAAGAAGAUAAUACUGAAAUUGUCUUUGUUCAUUAGGGGUUGUCCAUAAAUUACAUAAUGUUAAAGAGGGGGGAAGGGUGUUUGAGGCAGUAUUAUAUAGCGGUAUGGUGCUAUUAGUUUAGUGUUAUAUAACAUUGGUCUUUCUUCCUAUUUUUCAACAUGUGCUGAAAUAGUUAUUUUUUGUCUUAUACUAAAACAUUAAAAUAUUAACUAAUUAAUUUGUUUUAAAAACAUAAAUGUAUUCAAGUUAUUGGAUGUAAAUGGGGAGAAGUCAAGUUUUUGUCC